GGUACCCAUAACAAAGCUGUCCCCUCUAGUUUUGUGUGGUUUACACAAAGAGGUUUUUCUUUCCUUGGUUAUACAUGUAUUGGAGUUCGAAUUUAUGUGUGUGAAAAGUAAAUCCUUUAUGAUCCAUCGAGCUCCACUGCCAUUUAGCUGUGUUUUUGUUUUUAUUCCGCGUUUGGUUCAUAGUUAUAAGAUAUAACUUGAAGGUCAACCUAAUCUGGGGAUUUUAGUUAUAGGUUGGGUGAUCCGUGUAUGUUUACCUAUAGGUUUGUGUGGAUCUUAUACAAAAUGACAUAAUAGAUAGUUUGGCUGUGCUAGCAGGGCCUCCCUCGAAAAUUAAAUCCUGUCUGACAAACCAAAUUUAUACAAGCAACGUGGAAAAGGUUGUCAAUCAACUGGUCAAGAUACAUGAAAUUGAAGCUUGAUUUCUAUUUUUAAUGCUUAAUUAACACAUAAAUACAGUUAAUUAAGACAGCCUCCAGAAACAAAUGUUCCAACCCACCAAUGUCUUUUCCUUUUUCCCUUCAAUUUCUUGUCUUUCCAGAUAUCCCCUCGUCUUGGGGGAUCAGUAAGAAUUACACAGCUGGAGGUUAGGGUCAAUCUUGUCUAUAUGAAAUGAAAACCUAUUUCUGUUAGGCUGUCAGCUCUUACCGCUAAAUCCCGCGCAAAAUUCGUUGUCUUUCCCAUCAAAAUAGAAGAUGAGUCCGAGUUUUAUUAAAUGUUCUUGGAUAUUGGUUUUUAAGAAUUCAUUGGAGGGUUUUCUUCUUCUAAAUGUUCUUGGAUAUUGGUUUUUAAGAAUUCAUUGGAGGGUUUUCUUCUUCUUCGAGUUACAACAUUUUUAAGGUAAGCUUUGAAGGAGGAAUUUAGAAGCAAAAGGAUGGUAACCGUCUGGGGGGGUACAGAUCAACAAAAAGCUGUAGGAUCACCGAGAGGAGAGGUGGGAGAGAUUGACACCAAGAAGCCAUUUCAAUCUGUCAAAGCUGCGGUUAGUUUAUUCGGUGAAGUAGCUAUCAAGGGGAAACCUGCUGUCAGGAGAUCAAGGCUUUCUUCAGAGAAUGUGCUUGACAAGGAGACCCAAAUUGUAUUGGCUCAGAGAGACGUAGACAAGUUCAAGAGAGAAGGGGAGACUGCCGGAACUACGCAAGCUCGAGCGGAUUCUGAGCUUGAAAAUGCCAAGAGAACAUUGAAUGAUUUAACCACCAAGCUCAAAGCUGUAGAUGAGUCCAAGAAAUUAGCCAUAGAAACUGCAGAAGCGGUGAAAGAAAAGGCUAAGAAACUUGAAGCAGCAAAAUCCCAACAACUCAUGGAAAAUGCUGCUCGGGAACUGGAAUUGGAUGAGGCAAGACAACAGUACGAGAUGACUGCUUGUGAACUUGAUGCUGCAAAGGAGCAAAUCAACAAAAUCAGACAGGAUUUUGACGCUGCAUUGGAGGCAAAAUCGUCUUCAUUCAAGCAAGCAGCAGAAGCUCAGCGUUCAGCUAAAACAAACAAGGAAAGGGCUAGUGAUCUUUCACAGGAAAUCGGAGCUAUGCGGGAAUCAGCUCAACAACUAAAGAUUGCCUCUGCACAAAUUCAAGAACAGCAGGCAAAGGUAGUGACAGAAAAAGAUGCUCGCAUACAUGUUUGCAAGACUGCCGUGGCAGAAGCAGAGAAGAAUUUGGAGAUUUUGAAGAAAGAAUGUGAUCCUGAGAUCACAAAGAAUCUUCAGGCGAAGCUCGCAGAAACAUCUGCGGAGAUUGAACUUCUACAAGAAGAGAUGAAAAAGGGUCAUGCCUUAGAAAUGGAAAGAAUGAGAGCUUUAACCAUCGAGUUCAAUGAAGCAACGAAGGCACUGCAAGAAAUUGCCAUCGAAGAGAGUUCUCUUCGAAAUAUGGUUACUUCCCUUCGAAUGGAAUCGGAAAAUGUGAAGAUGGAGACAACUGAAUUGGUGAAGGAAAUCGAAAAAGAAUAUGCUGCGAUAGAAAAAGAAACUGAAAAUUCUAGACGAGAAGCAGAAGAGAUGAAGAAUAAUGCUGAAGAGCUGAAGGAAGAAGCAAAAAAUGCGAGAUUACUGGCUCAAGAUGCUGAGGGAAAGCUAGAACUUGCUCUCAAAGAGGUUAAAGAAGCCAAAGCGGUAGAAAAGAAAGCCCGCGAAGAGAUGAAGACACUAUCCGAAAGAAAGAGCAUUGAAGAUCAGGAUGCCGAUGAUAAGAUCAAAAUUUCAAUGGGAGAGUUUGAGAGUUUAAAGAAGAAAGUAGAAGAAUCAGGAAAUAUAGCAGAUACGACAGUGACCGAUGUCAUGGCUCAGGUAGAAGCAAUGAAUGCAAGCAAGAAUGAAGUAGAGAAGAAGUUAGAGGAAAAUUUAAAAGCAAUUGAAGAAAUCAAAGAAGCAACUUCCAUGGCUUUGAGGUCAGCAGAAAUGUCGGAGGCUGCACAAAAGACCCUCGAGGCUCAACUCCAGAGGUGGCGUGUAGAAGAGCAAACAGUUUUGGUGGUAGCUUAAAGUGCUUUCAAGGUGGUAGAACAUUCAGAUGAGUCAUGAGGGUCACUUCCUAUGAUUCUGCAAUUGAAAAUCAGAUCUUGCAGGUGGUUCAGAUUAGUCAUUGGGGUUUGAAAGGGCACAAUUUCUAAAUCCUUGGUGUGAUUUCCCCAAGCUGAUGUGUUUAUCAACCAGAAAAUCUUGUUAAUAUUGAUGAUGGCCACAGAUGUUUCUCUACAUGACCAAUAUCAAUUUAAAACUUAGAAACUAAAAUUUACUA
Messenger RNA from Populus nigra (black poplar), 2735 nucleotides. Its product is annotated as WEB family protein At1g12150-like. The record is from RefSeq and is a predicted model, not a curated record. NCBI's taxonomy places the organism in Eukaryota, Viridiplantae, Streptophyta, Magnoliopsida, Malpighiales, Salicaceae. The coding region runs from base 875 to 2479 and encodes 534 amino acids. The transcript has 3 exons.